CCCCCCUAUCAAGCUGUGCGCAAUAGAGAACGGUCAUAAUUGUAUAAGCGGAGUAUGUAGGAACAAAUGCAUAAGUGACCUAGGCAUUUCAUUCAAGCAGGCUCCAUGAAUAACUUGAAUGACCCCCCUAGAUGGAACAUCGAACCAGACCAGAGAGGGAGGGAGGGAGGAGAUGGCAACCAUUGGAACUACGCCCUGCUGGUCCCCAUGCUGGGACUGGCAGCAUUUCGAUGGAUAUGGACGAGAGACUCCCAGAAUGAGAUCCAGAAGGUUAAAGUCCAGUACGACACAGACGUGUCCACGAUAAAAAGCGAGAUGGAGUCUCGCUACCGGGACACGCUGACGGAGAGCCGCAGGGCUGUGGCCACGCUUGAGCUGGAACUGGAGAAGGAGAAGCAGAGGGUGAAAGGAUACCAGCAGGCUCUGGUCUCACACAGCCAGCGUCUGAUCCAGGAGCGGAAACAGCUGGAGCAGGAGCGAGAGGCACUGAAUGACGAGAAGCGAAAGUCAGUCAAAUCCGGGAUCGCUGGCGCUGCGCUGCGUGACGCCCUGGAAAGAGAGGCCAGCUGGUACCAGCGGGCCGCGGCCACUCUGAGGGACCUGGAGGGUCUCCUGGUGGAGCGUCAGAACGCCUACUGCUCUCUCAUCCAGCCCCGCGACCACCGGCUGGAGAUGGAGAAGAACAUGCUGCUCAAGGUCGUCAAGGAUCCCGUCGCUGCAGAGCUAGGUCUGGAGUCUGACUUGAAGGACAUUUUUAAGAGAGACAAGCACUGUGCAGAUCUGAUGAACAUGGACAAGAGGAAGAAUGGCAGCCUCAUGUGGGUUUACCUGAAGUACUGGCAGCUGCAGAUCACUUUGCAGAGACACAGAAGAGCCGAGGAAGCCGUAUUCGAAGGGAGAACCCAGAGUCCCGAAAAAUAACCUGGAUAAGCUUUUUUUUUAUUAUUUGGCUUUGAAGGAUGUUAGGUGAAUGUGGAGCAGGAGCCAUCUGAUAGGGAUGUUAUGCAAAUAUCUUAUUCGGACGUUGUUUUUCUAAUCUGCUUUUGUCCCAGUCAUGACCUCAUGAGUUUAGGGAACUUUAUAAAAAUAAAGGUCUAAUUUCUGAAGCCUGAAUUAAGACUUGGUAGCUUUAAUUUAACUUUGUGGUAAGUUAAAAUGCACUUUGAUACAUCAGGUGAUGUCUGACGGCACUUUAAAUGGAAAAAGUUCCUUUUUUCUCUGAGGUAAAGUAAGAAAGAAAAAUACAUUCUUAAAAUGUACACAUUAAGUUGACCUCUUUUUUUUUUACUCUGUUCUCUUUAAGAGAAGUUCAAGUUGCACAUGAAUCUGCUAAUGUAGUGAAGUGUGUUUGUGAACAUUGCAAACAUGUUUAGAAUUUGGAGUAUCGAAGUAAAUCUUAUCUAAAUUUUAAUCCAUUGAUUAAAUAGUAAUUUCCUGCAUAUUUCAAGGCUUUUUAAGUUGGUUGUGUGUUUUCAAGUCACUGGUCAGUGAACCUUUGUGGGAGGUAACAGUGGGACCUAGUAUCAUAUUAUCAACUGUUGCUGGGAUUUCUUCAGGUUUUAUAUCAUUUUACAGUGAUUUUUUUUUCCUCUCAUCAAAACACAGAUCCUUGUCAUAUUAAAGGUUUGAAAUGUUUGGCUUCAGAAAUACCUGGGAGACAGCACUUUAUUUAAGUCGCAUGUGUAACAAACAAAAUAAAUCUGUACUCCAGUAAAAACACAAGAAUGCUCAGACGGUUUUGCACUGUAAUGCACAUGUAAAACGAAUCCGUUCACACGUGUCGCCUUCUUUAUGGGGAAACCAGGCUGUUAUGUUGUUAUUUUUCCUAAACUCUGGAUUUCAUGUCAUGAGUACACAUGUAUUGACAUUAACCACCAUAUGAGAUCGUUUGAAUAUAUUUUUUCCAGAGCUCA
Messenger RNA from Fundulus heteroclitus (mummichog), 1913 nucleotides. RefSeq names its product coiled-coil domain containing 127a (gene ccdc127a). The record is from RefSeq and is a predicted model, not a curated record. The transcript has 4 exons. NCBI's taxonomy places the organism in Eukaryota, Metazoa, Chordata, Actinopteri, Cyprinodontiformes, Fundulidae. Bases 106 to 921 code for a protein of 271 amino acids.